Messenger RNA from Triticum turgidum subsp. durum (durum wheat), 801 nucleotides. The record is from the annotation of a GenBank genome assembly. Lineage: Eukaryota; Viridiplantae; Streptophyta; Magnoliopsida; Poales; Poaceae.
AUGGCCGGAGGAGAGGAAGGGUGGAGGAGGAGCGGCAUCGAGGUGAGCACCCUGCAGUUCGGCGCCAACGGAUCCGGCAAGACCACUCUCUUGAAGAUUCUUGCAGGAAAACAUAUGGUUGGAGGAAAGGAUGUUGUCCGUGUUCUUAAUGGUUCUGCUUUUCAUGACACACAGUUCGUGUGCAGUGGUGACCUUUCCUACUUGGGUGGUUCGUGGAGUCGGAAUGUCAGUUCAGUUGGUGAUGUUCCACUACAGGGCGAUUUCUCUGCUGAGCACAUGAUAUUUGGAGUUGAUGGAGUUGAUCCUGUUAGGCGAGAGAAGCUGAUUGAUCUACUAGAUAUUGAUCUGCAAUGGCGCAUGCAUAAAGUUUCAGACGGACAGCGCCGCAGGGUACAAAUUUGCAUGGGCCUUCUUCAUCCAUACAAGGUACUCUUACUCGAUGAGAUCACCGUGGAUCUCGAUGUCGUGACCAGGAUGGAUCUCCUCGACUUCUUCAAGGAAGAGUGCGAGCAGAGAGAAGCCACGAUUGUCUACGCCACCCACAUAUUCGACGGGCUGGAGACAUGGGCCACCGACAUCGCGUACAUCCAAGAGGGCGAGCUGAAAAAGUCGGCGAAAUACUCGGACAUCGAAGAGCUGAAGACGGCCAAGAACCUUCUGACGGUCGUGGAGUCAUGGCUGAAGUCCGAGACCAAGCUCCCAAAGAAAGAGCCCGCGCGCGUCGAGAGCCAGCCCAGGCGCUCCUCCCCGUUCGACGCCUCCCCUUUCCGAGCGUCGCGCCACAUGGCCUACUACCGAUGA